This is a messenger RNA of Eruca vesicaria subsp. sativa (arugula), 601 nucleotides long. The record is from the annotation of a GenBank genome assembly. Lineage: Eukaryota; Viridiplantae; Streptophyta; Magnoliopsida; Brassicales; Brassicaceae.
AAACAAUCGUAGGAUCUCUCCCUCUCUCUUGCUCUCUCCAUAUUCUGAGUUUUGCUAUAAAUAUAAGUAUUUAUUUUGUCGACUUCUUACGAAGCAAACAAAUUAUCAUAUGGAGAGGCAAAUUAUAACCAAAAGAAAACGAGUUUCUUCUCUCAAAGAAAAGAAGAACUUGAAGGCAGUCUUUGCGAGAAGAUACGCUAGUCACUUGGUUCCAGCUCUUAAGAAGAUCAACAUGAACAAAUGCUCUUCACAAAUCAACAGCAAAAGUUUCGAGCAAACCGUGAAACAUGAAGUAGACAUGGCUUUGGCUUUGUCUGCUCAAGAAUUUGCGUGGAGCCGUUUCUUGCAACACAAUCUAUUAUCUUCCCCUCAUGAAGAUCCUAGUUACUCGUCCAUGAUUCUAGAAAGAUCUAGUCAUAAACAAGACGGCAAAGAAGAAGGAGCAGAGAUAAAGAAGAAACUGAAGGAAUUGCAAAAGCUUUUGCCAGGAGGAGAAGAGAUGAAUAUGGAGGAUAUGUUGAGUGAGGUCGGAAGCUACAUUGUAUGCCUUGAGUUGCAGAUGAUUGUUUUAAAAUCACUUGUUCAAGAUAAUAUUUCUUGA